AUGCUACUACCACUACUGGUCUGCGCUGGUGCGUCGGCGCUGCUCAGCUCAGCGGAGAGCAAGAAUAAGCAGUUUUGCACGUGGACAUGCGCUAUCUUCACACUGCAGUGGCCCGGAGCUUUCUGCCAGUCUCUGGACAACACGUCUCUUUGCAAGCUUCCUCCCGAAGUCAACGGUUGGCUCAUCCACGGCUUGUGGCCGCAAAAGACACAGACAUGCUGCGAGUGUUGGCCCAUGUUCGCCUCUGACGUGCAGGAGGUACGGGGCACUCUGGAAGAAAAGUGGCCUUCUUUGCUAAAAAGUCGAUCCAGUUUCGUGUUCUGGAAGGACGAGUGGAGGAAACACGGCACUUGCGCUGCCUGCGUGGAAGGACUCAACUCUCCGUUACAAUACUUCCAGAUGUGCCUCAAACUCAGACAACGCUUCGACCUGCAAAAAGCGCUGGAGGACGCCGGCAUCAAGCCGUCCUGUCAGCGGCUUUACAAGCUAGCUGAAGUGCAGGAGGCGCUGUUUCCUCUCACAGGCAGCAAGAUUGAGAUCCAGUGCAUCAAAGACGACCAGGAGCGUGAGGUUUGGUUUCAAGUGAAGAUCCAACUGUCUCGCAACAUGAGCCUGGGUUGCGAUCACUUCGGCGACACCAACGACAUCCGCAGUGACAGAAGACGGUUUUGGGGUCACCCCUGCCCCGCCGGAGAAGGUCUCUACUACGUCCCCAUCGACCACCAGCGCCCGUUGCGCCCUUGCGGGUGA
Nerophis lumbriciformis (worm pipefish) is the source of this 750-nucleotide messenger RNA. The record is from RefSeq and is a predicted model, not a curated record. Lineage: Eukaryota; Metazoa; Chordata; Actinopteri; Syngnathiformes; Syngnathidae.